This is a messenger RNA of Linum tenue, 934 nucleotides long. Lineage: Eukaryota; Viridiplantae; Streptophyta; Magnoliopsida; Malpighiales; Linaceae. The record is from the annotation of a GenBank genome assembly.
GACCCAAAUCGGCCGCCCCACUCUCUAGAUUCUUCCUCUGGCCUCUCUCCCUCUCGUCUCUCUUCUUCUCUUCCAGAGAAAAGAAGACCAAACCCUAGCCACACAAAAAAAAAAAACGCCGAUGUCACUCUCUUCUUCUCCCUCUCUCUCUCUUUCAUUUUAUAUGCUGCUCAUCCUCUUUUUCUUCCCCAGAAACACGAACUAGCAAAAAAAAAAAAAAACAAAGAUGAACAAAACCCUAGCUCUUUCAAUCGCCUCCAACCUUCUCCUUCCCCCUCUCAAAACCGACUUCCCAUCUCCCGAAUCCAAAAAUCGAACAAAUACCUAAACGAAAGAUGCGAAUCCCCUUCGCCUCUCUCUCUCUCUUUCUCUUACAUUCUGGUGGCGGCGAGGAAAAACAAAGGAAGAUUCAAGCGACGGCGAGCAAGGAGGGCCGCCGACGGUUGAUGAUGACGGGGACGAAGGGAAAGGAAAAAAAGGCGACGCGAACCAGAGUAGGGAGGCUAUUUGCUCCUAUCUAGGUUUACGGGUUAACUUUGGGAGUUUGGCGGCAGGUCUCGUCGGCGAGCUGCGACAAGCCGACGACGGCAAGGUGGGUUCUGCUGCAUUUUAUUCGCUUUCUAUUACUCCACUUUGCUUGGAAACUUUGUAUGAGAACAGAAAUAGAAAAGGGGAAAGAUGAAAGAUGGAAGUUUGGCUGGAUGGUUUAAUUAACGUUUCUUCAUCUUGUGAAAUAAAGGGCUAAUACCACUACUACACCCGAACUAUGACAAAAAUGCCACUUGUGUCCUAUUCUUUUCAAUAUUCCAUUUAUGUCCUUUUGUAUGUUCCUUUUUGUCAUUUAUGUCCUCCCGAUUUUGUUGACCAUUAAAGAUAACGGUUGACCAGACAGAGGUCAAACUUUUGUUGACUUCUCCUGACAUGGCAAAGCAUG